Molecule: messenger RNA, 1494 nt
Organism: Colletotrichum truncatum
Lineage: Eukaryota; Fungi; Ascomycota; Sordariomycetes; Glomerellales; Glomerellaceae
Product: epsin-like protein ent1 2
Biological process (GO): endocytosis; actin filament organization
Cellular component (GO): endosome; clathrin vesicle coat; plasma membrane
Molecular function (GO): phospholipid binding; clathrin binding
Source: RefSeq, a predicted model, not a curated record
AUGGACAUGCUGGACAAGCGCCUUAAUGAUAAAGGCAAGAAUUGGAGGCAUGUUUUGAAGGCGCUAAAAGUGCUUGACUACUGCUUGCAUGAAGGAUCUGAGCUGGUCGUGACAUGGGCACGACAGAGUAUCUAUAUCAUCAAAACAUUACGCGAGUUCCAGUAUAUCGAUGAGGACGGCAGAGACGUUGGUCAGAAUGUCCGCGUUGCCGCCAAAGAACUUACUGCACUCAUCUUGGAUGAAGAGAGACUUCGGGCUGAGAGAAGCGAUCGCAAGUCGUGGAAGUCUCGUGUCACAGGCCUUGAAGAGUACGCACCCCAGCAAGUGGGACCUGCACAACCGCGCCCCCGCCGGCGCCCGAGCAAUGAUGACGACGCUGAAUACAGGCUCGCCAUCGAAGCUAGCAAGCACCAGGAAGAGGAGGAUCGCAGAAAGCGGGCAAGCCGUGCAGUCAACGAGGCCGAAGACGAUGACUUGGCUAAGGCCAUCAAACUCAGCAAGGAAGAGGAAGAGCGGCGUCGACGAGAAAUGGAGGACACCAACGCCUCCCUACUUUUCGACGAUUCCCCCGUGCAAACGACGCAACCACAGUAUACUGGUUUCAAUCAAGGCUAUCAACAGGGUAGUGCGGUUGAUUUCUUCGCCAACCCUAUCGACCAGAAUCAGCUCCAGCCCCAACCGACCGGCUUCAUGCCUAACGCCUACACUGGCUAUCAGCAACAACAAGCAACUGGCUUUCCCAAUGGCUAUGGUACUGGUUUUGGAAUGCAGCAAAACAUGGCUAUGGACCCUUACGGACAACAGCAAGGCAUGCAGGGCUUUCAGCCUCAACCAACGGGCUUCAAUCCCUACGCUCAAUCGCAAAUUCAAAGCCCUGCCGCUCAGGAACCCGUUGCGCAGCCAGGGAGCAACAAUCCAUGGUCGACAGGCACAAUGAAGCAAGCGCAGCCGAUGAAGCCAAUGCAAACUGGUUCCAACAAUCCUUUUGCAUCGUCUUUUGGGCGCCCUCAGCCUCAGAGUCAGCCUUCUAUGCCUGCUCUUGGUAGUCUUCCUGAGCAAAAGACACUCUCGACCUUUAGCCAGCCCAGUUAUACUCAGCCCAGUUAUACCCAGCCGAAUCAAACGUCCAGUGCUUUUGGUACUCCACAAAAAGAAUUGACCGAGCACGAGGCCAAGCUCAAUGCUCUGCUCGCUGGGGGCGAUGGCAUGGAUACAUUUGGCAACACCGGCCAAACUCGUAUCCCGGCCCAGCACACGGCACCCGGAACAUUUGUCAACAGUGCAGGAACCGGCGCCAACCGGCUCACGGCGGAAGCGACCGGGAACAAUCCCUUCCUACGAUCGCAAUUUACUGGUAUGCCUAACAUGUCGUAUGGCGGCACGCAAAUGCCCACUGCGACGGGCCCUGCAGGGAUUAAUGGCAGCAACAACCCAUUUGCUGCAACGCGACCACAACAGCAGAAUGGCCAGACGCAAGAUCUUAUACAGUUUUAG